AUCUUUCACGUGUGUGCUUCUGCUGUCGCAACAUUUAUCUUGUGCACACUGUAAUGUUUGCUAUAUACUUUUAAAUUUCACCAACUGACACAUACAUAGAGAGAAUUAUGACCUCCAGCUGUCGACGGCCCGAACACUCUGCUCCUCCUGAUGUGUUCUACAACGAAGAAGAAGCCAAGAAAUACUCUCAGAACUCUCGAAUGAUUGAGAUCCAGAGCCAGAUGUCAGAGAGAGCUGUAGAGCUGUUGAAUCUACCAGACGGGCAGCCGUGCUACCUGCUGGAUGUUGGGUGUGGCUCGGGACUCAGUGGAGACCAUCUGUCAGAGGAGGGACAUUUUUGGGUUGGAGUCGACAUCAGUACUGCAAUGUUGGAUGUUGCAUUGGGGAGAGAAGUAGAAGGAGAUCUUUUACUUGGAGACAUGGGCCACGGGAUGCCUUUCCGGCCCGGAACCUUUGACGGCUGCAUCAGUAUCUCUGCUCUGCAGUGGCUCUGUAAUGCAGAUAAGAAGACACAUAGUCCCCCAAAGAGACUCUACACCUUUUUCAGUACUUUGUAUGCUUCUCUGGCGAGAGGCUCACGUGCAGUUUUUCAGAUUUACCCAGAGAACUCCGAACAGCUUGAGCUGAUCACGGCUCAGGCCAUGAGGGCCGGCUUCAGUGGAGGCAUGGUGGUGGACUACCCCAACAGCAGCAAGGCCAAAAAGUUUUUCUUGUGUUUGUUUGCUGGAGUAUCAGGAGUUCUUCCCAAAGGACUUGGACUGGAAACAUUGGAAAGAACUGUUGCACAGCAUGUCCAGUAUUCAGGACAGAGAUGCCGUUUCAAAAACAUGAAGGGAAAAUCUGUGAAGAAGGGAAGAGAUUGGAUCUUGGAGAAGAAGGAGAGGAGGAGACGACAGGGACGGGAUGUCCGCCCAGACACAAAGUACACUGGACGUCAGAGAAAACCUCAUUUCUAGCCUCAUGCAGCUUUACCAUUGAAAACUGAUGGUAAACAACCUGCAAACACUCGCCUCUGGAGCUGCCAAGUAUUGGACUUUAUUUUUCAGUUUUGUAAUUAGAGUUGACGAGAUGUGAAAAUGACAGGCUGCUGAAGGAAAUCACUUCGAUAUUUGGACAACCUUUGACAUGUUGGACAAAUUGCUCCUCCUACAUGGCAGUCAGAGUACAUUCUGCAUUUAUUAUUGAUGGAAUCUACCUUGUACUUUGACACACAGAAAACAGUGACAGAUUGACCACAACUCUUGUUCAGCGUCACUGUCUCAAAAUGGUAACUUUUUCCGAUAAAUUAACAAUUACUCAUUUGAAACUGGACAACAGAAAUUUUUGUGGAGUAAUUUUUCUUUUUGCUAUAAACAGAAUAAAAACAACCACCAGCAUUUGGUGAAAACAGAAUGGAUUGUAAAUUUCAUGCAACA
Molecule: messenger RNA, 1415 nt
Organism: Thalassophryne amazonica
Lineage: Eukaryota; Metazoa; Chordata; Actinopteri; Batrachoidiformes; Batrachoididae
Gene: bud23
Product: BUD23 rRNA methyltransferase and ribosome maturation factor
Exons: 12
Coding region: 108-956 (282 amino acids)
Biological process (GO): rRNA (guanine-N7)-methylation
Cellular component (GO): nucleolus
Molecular function (GO): rRNA (guanine) methyltransferase activity
Source: RefSeq, a predicted model, not a curated record